Molecule: messenger RNA, 1201 nt
Organism: Drosophila serrata
Lineage: Eukaryota; Metazoa; Arthropoda; Insecta; Diptera; Drosophilidae
Gene: mil
Product: milkah
Biological process (GO): nucleosome assembly
Cellular component (GO): nucleus
Source: RefSeq, a predicted model, not a curated record
UAGACAUAAGUGCUUCUAGUAUUUGAAGAACUAAAAACAUCAUAUCAUUCUCACGCCGAGAGUCAAGGCGUACAUAACAUUUAGAACGAUACAAUAAAAUUGAGUACAAAAUAAUUACACAAGAAAAUUUUUGAAAUUUUUUCUACUUUUUCUUGUACUUUCGUUUUGUGAAGGGGCAUCCCCAUAAAUUCCUAUUCAAAAAUGGAGCAAACGCGCACUAGGCCCGCCAUGCGUGUUAAAUCUACAGUUCCUUAUGUGAAGCCGGAAAAGAAAGAGGCUGUUUUCACCGACGAUGAAAGGAACACGAUUACCGAGCUGAAGAAGCUCUACUUGGAGACUAUUAAUUUGGAUGUGGCCCUCCAACGUGAUAUCUACAAUAUGGAGAAGAACUAUGAGGAGCGCCACAAUGCCAUAUUUGAGAAACGCAAGAAGAUCCUAGAGGAAUUCCGGAAGCAAAGCCAUGGCGAUUCUACGCCAAAUGAGAAUGUCAGUAAUUUUUGGCUCAAGGUGCUUAAAGCCUCCUACACGGAGUUUAUCAGCAAGAAGGAUGAGAAGAUUUUGUCACACUUGAUUGAUGUACGUUCCCGGCUCUAUAAUGACCCGGAAGUUAAGUUCGAUAUCGAGUUUCACUUCGAUAAGAAUGAAUACUUCACUAAUAGUGUACUAAAAAAGACGUAUUUCCUAAACUGUCUGCCGGAUCCAAAAGAUCCACUUUCGUAUGAUGGGGCAGAGAUCUACAAGUGCGAAGGUUGCACCAUCGAUUGGAAGACUCCAAAGAACUGCGAGAAUAGUAGCGACUCGGGUGCCCCUUCUUUCUUCAACUUCUUUUCUCCUCCCUCUGUGCCGGGGGAUCCCGAGGAUGAUCAGUUCUGCGACAUCAAUGCAAUACUUCAAAAUGACUUCGAGCUGGGCUUCUAUCUAAAGGAGCGUGUGAUCCCCAAGGCAGUGAUCUUCUUUACCGGCGAGAUCGCUGACUGCCAGAGCUCCUCCGAAUCGGAAACUGAAAAUACCGAUGACGAUUCAGACGCCGAGGAGGAAGACGAAUCCUCCAACGGCACCGACAAGUGAAACCCCAAUUUCUAAAUAUGUUUACACCUUUUACACUUUUCACAAUUAUUUCGCACACAAAAGUACCUCACCAUUAAUUGGUUUGUCCUUACAUGAUUUGCAUAGCUGCCAAAUAAACAUUUCAUUUUACGUA